Oncorhynchus kisutch (coho salmon) is the source of this 2581-nucleotide messenger RNA. Its product is annotated as CTD nuclear envelope phosphatase 1A. Gene Ontology annotation, molecular function: phosphatase activity. The transcript has 8 exons. The coding region runs from base 685 to 1422 and encodes 245 amino acids. Lineage: Eukaryota; Metazoa; Chordata; Actinopteri; Salmoniformes; Salmonidae. The record is from RefSeq and is a predicted model, not a curated record.
GCUGCGCGUAACCGUCAGGUUCGAAUCAGGUUGAGAAGACUUCUCCCCGCGGAAGUGACGGCGAUGGCGGCUCGCAGUUCGAUUCCGGAUUUGCUGUGAACUGCAAGCAGUUUUCAUGGUGACUGUUUGACUUUUGUUAGUUUUCAGACAUUAUUUUUCGUCAAAUACCACAGAUAAAAUAAGAGUAUUGUUUACUGUUUUCAAAUUUCGAAGGACGAAAGUUUUUAGUUAAUGUUCUCCAGGGUUCAAGGUGGUCACCCUACCGAGCUAGCUGCUAGCUUAGCUUGUCGGCGAGACGAGCUGCGUGGUAUAUUCUGACUCUAGCUAGCUAGUCGGUAGCCCACUCACUGACCAAAUUGCUAUUGGAUAGCAAACGUCGUGCAAUAGUCUACUUUUGUUUUAACUCGUGUUUAUAUAGUAAACAUAUUCUGCUACACAAUGUCAAUGCAUUCAAAUCUAUGAGAGUUAGUUGUGCAGCAAGCGUGCAGAGGCACUCACACGUUUGCUCGAUCUACUCUUGUUAAUUUGGACGCGUUUGGUUCGUUUUUGAGAGGUUGUAGGGACGGAUUCCAAUUCGACAAUUUGGACCCUAGCCUGAACCACAUUGGUAAAUUUAGCCAAGCGGGUUAACUUGUAGCACCUUCGACCUCCUGUUCCUGCGUUGGUCCUUGUGUGGUCGCCGACAUGCUGAAGACCCGUCAGUGUCUACUUGGCAUCCGCACUUUCCUAGGUGUAACGUCCAGAAUGUGGGGAUUCAUCUUGUACAUUCUCAGGAAGCACCUACGUACGGUAAUCCAGUACCAGACGGUGCGGUAUGACACUUUACCACUGUCCCCCAUCUCCAGAAAUAGACUUAAUGCAGUGAAGAGGAAGAUUCUGGUGCUGGAUCUAGAUGAGACGCUGAUCCACUCACACCACGACGGGGUCCUCAGACCCACAGUGAGACCCGGCACACCACCAGACUUCAUCCUCAAGGUAGUCAUUGACAAGCACCCUGUCAGAUUCUUUGUACAUAAAAGGCCGCACGUUGACUUCUUUUUAGAAGUGGUCAGCCAGUGGUAUGAGCUGGUAGUAUUCACGGCCAGUAUGGAGAUCUAUGGCUCGGCAGUGGCAGACAAGCUGGACAACAACAGGAACAUCCUGAAACGCAGAUACUACAGACAGCAUUGCACGUUGGAUCUAGGUAGUUAUAUUAAAGACCUGUCUGUUGUACACAAAGACCUGUCUAGUAUCGUCAUCCUGGACAACUCGCCUGGAGCUUACCGGAGUCAUCCAGACAAUGCAAUACCUAUCAAGUCUUGGUUCAGCGACCCUAGUGACACAGCACUCCUUAACCUUCUGCCUAUGCUAGAUGCACUUAGGUUCACCGCUGACAUCCGAUCCGUCCUCAGUCGAAACCUUCACCAGCACCGGCUCUGGUGAUUGGCUGAUUCUGCGGGGAGGGUCUCGCUGAUUGGCUCUUUUUUUUAUACCCCUUCCCCCUACCUGCUCCCAUCGCUCCUCCGUUACCACGCAGUGGACCUUUCACUCCUCUCCGAAAAGGACCGAGGAGAGAAGGGUUAAAGCAGAACAUCCAACAAGGAAUGAACGGAGCAAGAUCUGGAGAGCCAGCAAAUGACUGGGGGGAAGCCAGCUUUUUUCUUUUUCAUGUAUGAUUUUUGAAAAAAACUAAAUGGAGUCUCUCUGCCUUAGUUCCUAAUACUGACUCUGUGUAAGUACGCAUGGGGCUGAGUCUUUUUGUACAUGAAUUGGGAGAAUGCUCACGUUUGUUCGUCAUGCUAAACUUUUGACGUUACAAAAAUAAUAGGGACAGCAAGGCAAUGAACUAGACAAAUUUCCAUCCUUUUUUUCUUACAUGUCAUUAGUCUGGACUGCACCUCUAACGACGCCUGUUAUUUUACUCUCUCUUUCUCAACUUGGUACUGGACCUUACUUCUGUUAAGAUGGCCAAGAGGAACCGGACGACAGGAUUAGAUGGAGGAUGAUAGUUUUGAUUGGGGGAAUAUAGGCCCUGUCAAUCAACCAGGGUAAUUCAUGUGUCGGGGGUACCAAUGAGUGAGUUAUGACAAGUAAUUUUACGCAAUGAAGAUUUGCUACACAACACAGACCUCUCUGGAUGAAGUAUAAAGCAGUCUAUUUUUUAUUUUUUUUAUCAAAUGACUGUUGGUUAGACAUCAUUUAUCUCAAGCUUUUUCCUCCAAAACCCAUUGUAGGAUGUAAGGCUGGACUGAAGAACUUAAUGAAAGAAAAUAAUGGUUAAAAAAAUAUUUCAAUUUCUCAUCUUUCAGUUACCCUGAUGUAUAGUAUGACAUAGACAUCUCCAUUAUUGAAAAUCUUAUGCCUGAUACAUCAUUUCAAUUUGGGAUUUGCACUUAAUUUCUGGAUUUUUACUUUGUUGUUUUGUAUUUGAAGCAGAAUGAGCAGCCCUUUUGAUUGUUUCCUGUUCCCCUGACUGUAUUGGUUCCAUUGUCUGCUCCUGUCUUUUCAAUGCCAUUUGAACAAUUUCAGUCUUGUCAAGACUGCAUCUUUUUGGCUCAGUCCCCAGGUCUGUGUUACUAAUAAAACACUUGUCAGUAUUGAC